Drechmeria coniospora is the source of this 1803-nucleotide messenger RNA. RefSeq names its product glycosyl hydrolase. The record is from RefSeq and is a predicted model, not a curated record. Gene Ontology annotation, molecular function: mannosyl-oligosaccharide 1,2-alpha-mannosidase activity; calcium ion binding. Gene Ontology annotation, cellular component: Golgi membrane; endoplasmic reticulum. NCBI's taxonomy places the organism in Eukaryota, Fungi, Ascomycota, Sordariomycetes, Hypocreales, Ophiocordycipitaceae. Gene Ontology annotation, biological process: N-glycan processing; carbohydrate metabolic process. The transcript has a single exon. The coding region runs from base 1 to 1803 and encodes 600 amino acids.
AUGUGGGCCAUUCGAAGAUACAUCCUCACCGGCAUCCUCCUCUUCGUCUUCAUCUCCCUCUGGCGCAACUACGGCACGAGCAGCCUGCUGCCGUCGAGCCUGCUCGACCAGCUCCAGCUCGACUCGGGCAGCUUCCCCAAGGAUGACUUCUUCUGGCGCAACCUCGAGCCCCAGUUCCCCGUCACGAGCUUCCGGCCUCUGCCGACGGGCACGGCCAAGACGCUGCCGCCCGUGCAGGCCAAGUUCGAGCCCGAGUCGGACCAGGACAAGCAGCUCCGGCUGAGCCGGCGCGGCGUCAUCAAGGAUGCCUUCAGCAAGGCCUGGACCUCGUACCGCAAGCACGCCUGGAUGAGGGACGAGGUCGGGCCCGUGUCAGGUCAGCCCAAAAACUCGCUCAACGGCUGGGGCGCGACGCUCGUCGACGCGCUCGACACACUCUGGAUCAUGGACAUGAAGCCUGAGUUCGAAGAGGCCAUCGCCGCCGUCCACAAGAACAUCUCGUUCGCCUUCUCCAACACGCCCGGCAUCUCCGUCUUCGAGACGACGAUCCGCUACCUCGGCGGCCUCCUCGCCGCCCACGACCUCAGCGGCGACCGGCGCAUGCUCCUCAAGGCACGCGACGUCGGCGACAUGCUCUACAUGUCCUUCGACACGCCCAACCACCUGCCCUCGCUCCGCUGGGAGCUCAAGGAGGCGGCCCAGAAGCAGUCCCAGUCGGCGGCGCAGGUGGCGCUGCUCGCCGAGAUCGGCUCGUUGAGCCUCGAGUUCACGCGGCUCAGCCUGCUCACGGGCGACCCCAAGUACCACGACGCCGUCGACAACAUCGCCCAGCUGCUCCACCGGGCCCAGAUGUACACCAAGGUGCCGGGCCUCUGGCCGGCCUUUAUCAACCCGGCCGACGAGGACUUCGACUCGGGCUCCUUUUACACCCUCGGCGGCAUGUCGGACAGCGCCUACGAGUGCCCGCUGAAGACGGCCGCCCUCCUCGGCCAGGACUCGGGCAAGUGGGUCGAGAUGUACCUCGAGAGCAUGAAGGCCUCGAACGAGUACCUCUUCUUCCGGCCCAUGACGCCCGAAAACGACGACAUCCUCUUCUCGGGCGUCCUGCACGCGAACCGCAACAGCGACGGCACCUCGGUCAUCCUCGUCCCGAGCUCGGGCCACCUCACCUGCUUCCUCGGCGGCGUCCUCGCCCUCGGCAGCAAGCUCCUCAAGGAGGAGUCCCACCUCGCCCUCGCCGAGAAGAUCACCAAGGGCUGCGUCUGGGCCUACUCGGCCCUGCCGUCGGGCGUCAUGCCCGAGGUGCUCGAGCUCACGCGCUGCGCGGACCGAAACAACUGCCCGUGGUCGGAGUCGACGUGGCACGACGCCGUCGCCGCCGCCAACGCCGACCGGGCCGAGGGAAAGCCCGGCUCGGAGCUCGCGCAGCAGUUCAAGCUGCCCAAGGGCAUCUCCAAGAUCAACGACGGCCGGUACGUGCUGCGGCCCGAGGCCAUCGAGAGCGUCUUCGUCAUGUACCGCGUCACGGGCGACAAGAAGUGGCAGGACAUUGCAUGGAAAAUGUGGGAGUCGAUCGACGCCCUCACGAGCACGAGCCGGGGCCACAGCGCCGUGACCAACGUCAACGCCAACCACCAUGAGGGCGAGGCGGCCGACAAGAUCGACGUCAUGGAGAGCUACUGGCUUGGCGAGACGCUCAAGUACUUUUACCUCAUCUUCUCGGAGCCCGAGCUGAUCAACCUCGACGACUGGGUGCUCACAACGGAGGCGCACCCGCUCCGGAGGUUCAAGCAAGGCGACUAG